AUGUCUUUUCCGACGCCGGUCACAUCUGAUUCUGCCAUCUUCAGACAGCCAGACUCCCCGGCAGCAGGACUACGAAUUCUGUGCUCUCACCUGGUUCACGGAGUGGGGAUACCCGAGCUCGCUUCUCCAAUACACUCCAGCCCUUCGUGUACCAGCCCGUUGUCCUCGCAUUCGUGUUCCGCCCAUCCAUCGAUCGAGGGUACAGCCCUAGCCACAGGCGCUGAGGUCAACGGGCCUCAAGAUGACUCGGUGUCUCAAUGA
This is a messenger RNA of Protopolystoma xenopodis, 261 nucleotides long. Lineage: Eukaryota; Metazoa; Platyhelminthes; Monogenea; Polystomatidea; Polystomatidae. The record is from the annotation of a GenBank genome assembly.